This is a messenger RNA of Abrus precatorius (Indian licorice), 2837 nucleotides long. RefSeq names its product NADPH--cytochrome P450 reductase. Gene Ontology annotation, cellular component: cytosol. The transcript has 18 exons. The record is from RefSeq and is a predicted model, not a curated record. The coding region runs from base 410 to 2473 and encodes 687 amino acids. Gene Ontology annotation, molecular function: NADPH-hemoprotein reductase activity; FMN binding; flavin adenine dinucleotide binding. NCBI's taxonomy places the organism in Eukaryota, Viridiplantae, Streptophyta, Magnoliopsida, Fabales, Fabaceae.
AUGGAAAGCGUCCCAAAAGUCGCGUGGGUCCUCGCGAGACACAGAACGCACCAGUUUCGCUUCUCACCAUUCCCUCCCUCCCUCUCUCUCUCUCUCUCUCCCCGUCGCGCUCAACCACCACCACCACUCGCUUUCUCUUAGGGCUCCCUCGAGCUCUCUCUCUCUCUCUCUCCCCGUCGCGCUCAACCACCACCACCACUCGCUUUCUCUUAGGGCUCCCUCGAGCUCUCUCUCACACGCCGAAACUAAUAUCCAUACAUAUACAUAUAUAUAGAGAGAGCAAGAGGAGUGCGCAUAAAACAAAGAAAACUCACUGAUAUAUAAACUUCAGCACUUCACAUUAUAAUUUUGACUUUCAAUUCCGAACUAUUUGACUUCGAUUCUUUCGCCGUUAACGCUUGCGAACACGAUGGCUUCGAAUUCCGACUUGGCGCGCACCGUUGAGUCGGUGGUUGGCGUUUCCGUUUCGGAUUCGUUGCUGGUGAUUGUGACCACUUCUGUGGCGUUGGUGAUUGGGAUUCUGGUGUUCGUGUGGAAGAAGUCUUCGGAUCGGAGCAAGGAGCCGAAGCCACUUACAGUGCCUAAGUUGCUGGUGAAGGAAGAAGAAGAAGAAGAAGACGUUGGUGACGGGAAGACUAAGGUUACUAUCUUCUUUGGAACUCAAACUGGUACUGCUGAGGGCUUUGCUAAGGCUUUGGCAGAGGAGAUCAAGGCAAGGUAUGAAAAAGCAGCUAUCAAAGUUGUUGACCUGGAUGACUAUGCAAUGGAUGAUGAUCAAUAUGAGGAGAAGCUGAAGAAAGAGACACUUGCAUUUUUUAUGUUGGCAACGUAUGGAGAUGGAGAACCAACUGACAAUGCUGCAAGGUUCUACAAAUGGUUUACUGAGGGUAAAGAUGAGAGGGGUACUUGGCUUGGUCAGCUCACAUAUGGUGUUUUUGGCUUAGGUAACAGGCAAUACGAACAUUUUAAUAAGAUAGGUAAAAUAGUUGAUGAAGAACUUAGUGAACAAGGUGCAAAGCGUCUUGUUCCAUUGGGGCUUGGGGAUGAUGAUCAAUCCAUUGAAGAUGAUUUUGUUGCUUGGAAGGAAUCUCUGUGGCCUGAGUUGGAUCAGUUGCUUCGAGAUGAGGAUGAUGUGCAUACCGUCUCUACUCCUUAUAAGGCUGCUAUUCCUGAAUAUCGACUGGUUAUUCAUGACCCCACUUUCACAUCAUGCAUUGAUAAUCACUUAAAUGUGGCAAAUGGGAAUGCUGUGUUUGAUAUUCAUCAUCCUUGCAGAGUUAAUGUUGCUGUUCAGAGAGAGCUUCACAAACCUGAGUCUGAUCGCUCUUGCAUACAUUUGGAGUUUGACAUAUCAGGGACUGGCAUAAUAUAUGAAACUGGUGACCAUGUGGGUGUUUUUGCUGAAAAUUCUGAAGAAACUGUUGAAGAAGCUGGGAAGUUGUUGGGUCAGGAUUUAGAUUUUCUAUUCUCUCUUCAUGCUGAUAAUGAAGAUGGUACUCCUCUAGGAGGUUCUCUGCCACCUCCUUUCCCUGGCCCUUGCACACUGCGAUUUGCUUUAGCACAUUAUGCAGACCUCUUGAAUCCCCCACGCAAGUCUGCUUUGGUCGCUCUGGCUGCUCAUACAUCUGAACCUAAUGAAGCAGAUAGAUUAACAUUCCUCUCAUCUCCUCAGGGGAAGGAUGAGUACUCCAAAUGGGUGGUUGGAAGUCAGAGAAGUCUCCUUGAGGUAAUGGCUGAGUUUCCAUCAGCAAAACCACCCCUUGGUGUUUUUUUUGCUGCAGUAGCCCCUCACUUACAGCCUCGUUAUUAUUCUAUUUCAUCCUCACCUAGGUAUGCCCCAAAAAGGGUACAUGUAACUUGUGCCUUGGUGUAUGGUCCAACUCCUACUGGAAGAAUUCAUAAAGGAGUAUGUUCAACCUGGAUGAAGAAUGCCAUUCCUUUAGACAAAAGUCGUGACUGUAGUUCAGCUCCUAUUUUUAUUAGAACAUCAAAUUUCAAGUUACCAGCUGAUCAUUCCAUUCCUAUUGUUAUGGUUGGUCCUGGUACUGGCUUGGCACCCUUCAGGGGAUUUUUACAGGAAAGAUUGGCCCUCAAAGAGGAUGGCGUUCAACUUGGUCCUGCAUUACUCUUCUUUGGAUGUAGGAAUCGUCAAAUGGAUUUUAUUUAUGAGGGUGAGCUGAAGAAUUUUGUGGAACAAGGUGCUCUGUCAGAGUUGAUUGUCGCAUUCUCUAGAGAGGGACCUGAAAAGGAGUAUGUUCAACACAAGAUGAUGGAUAAAGCAGCAAAUGUGUGGAGUUUAAUUUCUCAGGGAGGUUAUCUUUAUGUCUGUGGUGAUGCUAAGGGUAUGGCCAGAGAUGUUCAUCGGACUCUUCAUACCAUUGUCCAGCAGCAGGACAAUGUGGACUCUUCAAAGGCAGAGGCUAUAGUGAAAAAACUCCAGAUGGAUGGACGUUACCUUAGAGAUGUCUGGUAAAUGUUCUGAUUAUUCAUCUGUAGGGGUUGUGACAUACUUGCUAUGUGAUAUGUUCAAGAUUGGUUCUAUCACGGAGUUUGGGACACUGAUGAUGGAGGCUGAAACAGGUUUCCUUGCGAAAACAAAUAUUUUUUUUGGACAUUUGUGUGGUUUUCUUAUAUUUUCGUGUCUUAAUGUUCUCUCUUGUCAUGAUAUUUGGACUAGGAUUAUUUUUAGGGGACUGAUAGGUAACCUCAUAGAUCAUUCAAGAAGUAUAGGUCACAGUAGCUUAUUUCCAAUUGACUUGUAUUAUUUAGUUGUAGGAAUUGGUAAUGAAUAAGCGCUCCAUUGAUGAAAUAAGUCUAGUUGAAGAAAAUUGUGUAUA